AUGUCAUUGGAUCCUGUUUUAUUCAUCACAAAAUUCGAUGUCACUAAAGGUUAUUCGUCAGUGUAUCAAUCAAGUUCUUCAAUUCAUGAUAAUUUAGAAUAUAAAUCUCUUCCUUCUGGCUUACACCAAUCUAGGUUUGAUAUUAUUCGUUUCUUGCAUUCAGGUUAUAAUGGAAUAGCCAUUUUCAGACAGAAUGGUAUGAACAAGGACAUUGAUUCAAAUGAUCGUCAAACAAUCAAAAUGUACUCGCUAGGGUUGCUUUAUAAGGAUGAUGAGCCAAAGUAUUUGAAGCGGGCACUUGAACAAUUCGACGCCAUUUUAAGCAAAUUCAUUGAUGAUGAAACCAUAAAUGAAAAUGUUUUCAUCGAAGAAUCUAAAGAAAUGUUUCAACGAUACUUGAAGGAUUCUAAAAGUGUAUCGAAUGGAGCACCAAUUAAUCACGAUAUCAGUGAUGAUUCUUUUGCAACAACAUUCAACCACGCUGGUCCUUUCGUGUAUGACUUGUGGAGAUAUAUGCUAAAUAACAAGAGAAUUCUAAUCAAAAAUCAUUUUGAUAGAGCUGGAGUAUUACUGAAUGACAAUAUAAUCAAUUUAAACACUGCCUUAAUCAGGAACCUAGGCCAGGUGAUACAUCAUUCAUCAGAAACUUUCAAACUGAAGGAGCAAAUUCAAACCUCAGAAAUCCUAUACAAUAUUUCGUUACAAGAUAUUGAUACCCUUGAAGAGCUUAGUAAAUCAAAAUCUGGAUACCUAGCUUGCACCUCAGAUGAUGUUAUUUUCACAAGAAUGAAUUUGUUUGACUAUAUGGUAGAGUUUGAUCAUUUAACCAAAAAGCCUAUUCUUAAAAAAAAUAUUUAUGAUCGCAAUUCUAAAACCCACUCUUUCAAAGAGAUCAAAUUCUCAAACGUUGACUUGAAUAGUUUUAUUAAAUUGCAGACAGGCAUGGAUUUUGAGUUAUUCAGAUCAAUGUUUGAUGAAUGGAAACUUUCUGCCGAUAACUCGUGGGCCUCAUUACUAAACUCAUGGAUUUAUGGAGUCCCUAAAUCUCUUUCGAAUGUUAAUAAUUACGGGAUAAUAGAUGAAAAUAAGUCAUUUGAAGAUAUCAAAAAGAAUGUUGGCUCAGCUGCUUCAAAUGCGACCAGCGAAAGUACUACGGCCUCAUCUGCUAGUAAAAAAGGUAAAUUGUUGAACAAAGAGUUGGUAUUAGCUCAUUUUGACGUAAUUUUGUCUCAUUACUGUGACACUAUAAACGACAUUAUCAAAAACGACGAUCAAGACUAUGAAAGUCAAAGACAUGGAGGCGAGGGUUCUUAUGACAGCGAAGUUGACGAGUUUUUCGGCAAUGACGAAAAUGAUGGUCUAGUGAGUACAAAAUUGGAUGAUAAUGGGCUACCAAUAAUUGAGCUAACCUUAUCUGAUAUUCAUCAACUAUAUUUGAAUCCUUUCGCAGCUGAUGAUAAACAGUUUGUUUGUGAAUUUGUGAAAAAUAACUUCAAACGGACUGUAUCGAUUACUAGCUUUGCUGGCUUGUCAUGGCAAAUAUUUUCUUGCUGUGGGUAA
Molecule: messenger RNA, 1560 nt
Organism: Saccharomycopsis crataegensis
Lineage: Eukaryota; Fungi; Ascomycota; Saccharomycetes; Ascoideales; Saccharomycopsidaceae
Gene: ANR2
Product: Anr2p
Exons: 1
Coding region: 1-1560 (519 amino acids)
Cellular component (GO): lipid droplet
Source: RefSeq, a predicted model, not a curated record